AUGCUCGGGAUCAAAGUAUCAAUUCUACGAUUUCCUGCACGAAAAACGCAAAUCUCAAAUUGAUGCAGAGUGACUUUAUCAAUUUCCCAUCAUGACAACGAUCAACUACAGUAAAUGGGACCAUAUUGAGAUUUCAGAUGAUGAGGAUGACACACACCCAAAUGUUGACACAGCAAGUCUCUUCAGAUGGCGUCAUCAGGCAAGGGUGGAUAGGAUGGAGCACGAUAAAAAAGAAAAAGAGGACUUUGAGAAAGGCUACAAAGAACAUCAAAGAAAAAUGAAUGAAAUCAAGCAGAAGUUAAAGGAAGCUGAUUUGAAUAGUGAUUCAAAGGUAAAAGCUGAGCUUUCAGAAUUAGAGGCUCAAGAGAAGAAAUGGAAAGAGAAAGAAGCAGAAUUAAGAAAAAAAGAAAAGUUAACUCCCUUGAAUGUUGACACCAUUUGCCAUGAAGGAAAAUCAAAAACAGUAAUAAAUAAACCAAUACCAAAGAAAGAAUUAACAGAAGAAGAGAAAAGUCAGAGACAUAAAGAGUUUAUUGAGAAACAUAAAGCUGAUGCUAAGAAGUUUGGUAUGAUGCGUCGGUUUGAAGACAGCCAGCAGUUUCUGGUUGACCACCCAGAGCUUGUCUGUGAGGAGACAGCUAAUGUGCUGGUCCUCUGGUGUAUAGAUCUGGCAAUGGAGGAGAAAACUGAUUUAAUGAACCAUGUGGCUCAUCAAACCAUCGUGAUGAACUUCAUCAUGGAGCUGGCUAAACAGAUGGAUGUGGAUCCAAGGAGCUGUGUUCGCCCAUUCUUCUCUAGGAUUAAGCUUGGAGAAAAGCAGUACAUGGAAGCCUUCAACAGUGAACUGGAGGCCUUCAAAGAGAGGAUCACAAAACGAGCCAAGGAAAAACUGCAGAAGGCCAUGGAGGAAUAUGAAGAGGAGGAAAGACAGAAGAGGUUAGGACCAGGAGGCCUGGAUCCAGUGGAAGUCUUUGAGAGUUUACCUGAGUGCUUACAAAAGUGUUUUGAGUCAAAAGACAUUGCAUUACUACAAAAGACCAUCACUGAGUUACCUGAGGAGGAAGCUCGGUACCACAUCAAACGCUGUGUUGACUCCGGACUCUGGGUCCCGGAUGCCAACAAGGCACCAGAAGGCGCUCCGGAGGAGGAGGUCUACGACGAAGUGCAAGAGAGUGCUGACGGGGACGAGAAAAGCUAAAACAGUCGGGACUGAGAGAAAAAGAUACUUAAAACUCUAGCAUGCAUAAACAAACUCUGGUAUUCAAAUUUAUGUAGAAUUUUUUUUAUCAUUUAUGUGCAAUUAUUUAUUAAAGACAUUUUGGUGCCCCAUCGACCAUCUAAUGUGAGUAGUGCCUGGUUGGCUUUUUGAUGAAAUGUCUAUUUAGAUUUACCUUUACUUCUGAGUUGUUUUUGAUAGUUUUUAGUAAAGGUUUCUUGAAAAAUAAGGGCAUAAUAA
Molecule: messenger RNA, 1456 nt
Organism: Saccostrea cuccullata (small rock oyster)
Lineage: Eukaryota; Metazoa; Mollusca; Bivalvia; Ostreida; Ostreidae
Product: hsp90 co-chaperone Cdc37-like
Exons: 11
Coding region: 92-1198 (368 amino acids)
Biological process (GO): protein folding; protein stabilization
Cellular component (GO): cytoplasm
Molecular function (GO): heat shock protein binding; protein-folding chaperone binding; protein kinase binding
Source: RefSeq, a predicted model, not a curated record